UUUCCCUAAGCUGUCCCCUGGUGGAUCCGCUCCCAGUUUUUGCCCAAAAGUUCUUGUGGAAAAGAUGGCUGAUAUUAACUUCAAAGAAGUAACCUUAAUAGUAGGUGUGGUUACUGCAUGCUAUUGGAACAGCCUCUUCUGUGGUUUUGUUUUUGAUGAUGUUUCAGCAAUAUUGGAUAAUAAAGACCUGCAUCCAUCUACACCUUUAAAAACUUUAUUUCAAAAUGAUUUCUGGGGAACUCCUAUGUCUGAGGAAAGAAGCCACAAGUCUUACCGACCCUUAACCGUAUUGACAUUUCGCUUAAAUUAUCUAUUCAGUGAACUAAAACCAAUGUCGUAUCAUCUCUUAAAUAUGAUUUUUCAUGCUGUGGUCAGUGUGAUAUUCCUUAAAGUCUGCAAACUUUUUCUGGAUAAUCGGAGUAGCAUGAUUGCUGCUCUACUUUUUGCAGUGCACCCAAUACACACAGAAGCAGUAACUGGUGUCGUAGGAAGAGCAGAACUACUGUCAUCUAUCUUUUUUCUAGCAGCAUUUUUGUCAUAUACCAAAUCAAAAGGACCAGAUAAUACCAUAGCUUGGACUCCAAUUGCACUGACAGUGUUUUUAGUGGCUGUUGCAACACUGUGUAAAGAACAAGGAAUAACAGUUGUGGGGAUUUGUUGUGUGUAUGAAGUAUUUAUUGCCCAGGGGUAUACUUUGCCAUUAUUAUGUAGUACUGCUGGACAGUUUCUCCGUGGAAAGGGUAGCAUUCCGUUUUCUAUGCUGCAGACACUAAUAAAACUCAUUGUCUUGAUGUUCAGUACGUUAUUGCUUGUUGUGAUUAGAGUCCAGGUUAUUCAGUCCCAACUUCCAGUGUUUACAAGGUUUGAUAACCCAGCUGCUGUAAGCCCAACUCCCACAAGGCAGCUAACUUUCAACUACCUCCUUCCUGUGAAUGCUUGGCUUCUAUUAAAUCCUUCAGAGCUGUGCUGUGAUUGGACCAUGGGAACAAUACCACUUAUAGAGUCAUUUCUAGAUAUUCGAAAUCUUGCUACUUUUGCUUUCUUUUGCUUUCUGGGGGCUUUGGGAAUAUUCAGUCUCCGAUAUCCUGGUGAUUCCUCCAAGACUGUUUUAAUGGCACUUUGUUUAAUGGCAUUGCCAUUUAUUCCAGCAUCAAACCUUUUUUUUCCUGUUGGAUUUGUUGUUGCUGAGCGUGUACUGUAUGUUCCUAGCAUGGGAUUCUGUAUUUUGGUAGCCCAUGGGUGGCAGAAAAUUUUAAACAAAAGUGUAUUUAAAAAACUGUCCUGGGUGUGUCUAUCCAUGGUGUUACUUACUCAUGCCUUAAAAACACUUCACAGAAAUUGGGAUUGGGAGUCUGAAUAUACAUUGUUCAUGUCAGCCUUAAAGGUAAAUAAAAAUAAUGCCAAAUUAUGGAAUAAUGUGGGUCAUGCUCUGGAAAAUGAAAAGAACUUUGAGAGAGCUUUGAAAUACUUUCUACAGGCUACUCAUGUUCAGCCAGAUGAUAUUGGAGCCCACAUGAAUGUAGGAAGAACUUAUAAAAAUUUAAAUAGAACUAGAGAAGCUGAAGAAUCUUACAUGACGGCUAAAUCACUAAUGCCUCAAAUUAUUCCUGGUAAAAAAUAUGCAGCUAGAAUUGCUCCUAACCACCUAAAUGUUUAUAUCAAUCUGGCCAACCUUAUCCGAGCAAAUGAGUCCCGGUUAGAAGAAGCAGAUCAACUUUAUCGACAAGCAAUAAGUAUGAGACCAGACUUCAAACAGGCCUACAUUAGCAGGGGAGAAUUGCUUUUAAAAAUGAAUAAACCUCUCAAAGCAAAGGAAGCAUAUCUUAAAGCACUAGAAUUGGACAGAAAUAAUGCAGAUCUUUGGUACAACCUGGCAAUUGUAUAUAUUGAACUUAAAGAACCAAAUGAAGCCCUAAGAAACUUUAAUCAUGCUUUAGAACUAAAUCCAAAGCACAAACUAGCAUUAUUCAAUUCUGCUAUACUAAUGCAAGAAUCAGGUGAAGUUAAACUCAGACCUGAAGCUAGAAAAAGACUUUUAAACUACGUAAAUGAAGAGCCACAAGAUGCUAAUGGCUAUUUCAAUUUGGGAAUGCUUGCCAUGGAUGACAAAAAGGACACUGAGGCAGAGAUUUGGAUGAAGAAAGCUAUAAAAUUACAAGCCGAUUUCAGAAGUGCUUUGUUUAAUCUGGCUCUCCUGUAUUCUCAGACUGCAAAAGAAUUAAAGGCUUUGCCAAUUUUAGAAGAGUUACUGAGAUACUACCCUGAUCAUAUCAAGGGUCUCAUUUUAAAAGGAGACAUUCUGAUGAAUCAAAAGAAAGAUAUACUUGGAGCAAAAAAAUGUUUUGAAAAGAUUUUGGAGAUGGAUCCAAGCAAUGUGCAAGGAAAACACAAUCUUUGUGUUGUUUAUUUUGAAGAGAAGGAUUUAUUAAAAGCUGAAAAAUGCUUGGUUGAAACAUUGGCAUUAGCACCACAUGAAGAAUAUAUUCAACGCCAUUUGAGUAUAGUCAGGGAUAAAAUUUCCUCAUCUGGUUUUGUAGAACAGCCAGUAUUCCCAGCUGAUAAGACUUCAGGUGAAGAAGGAGACAAACUUCCAGCUGAAAAUAUAAAAGAAAUCAGAAGUGAAUCCAGACCAACACAGAUAAUGAAAACAAUUGAAUCUAAAUCCAAAAAACAAUUAGCAAAAAAUGCAGACAAAGAGACCCCCCAAAAAACAACAAAAGACAUCAAAGAAAUUGAGAAGAAGAGAGUUGCUGCUUUAAAAAGACUAGAAGAAAUUGAACGUAUUUUAAAUGGAGAAUAGCAUUAUUCUUUAUAAUGUGACAUUGGUAUCAAAAACUUCAAUCUAUAUCAUGUGAUUGAUUGUACUGGGAGCUUUGAAAAAUAUCAAGAAUAUGUAACAGUCUAUCAUGGGCUGCCUCUACAUUGGAUCAAAAUAAGAUUUUUCAUUAAAGACCUGUCUUACCCCAA
Messenger RNA from Marmota flaviventris (yellow-bellied marmot), 2967 nucleotides. It is a transcript of the gene Tmtc3, whose product is annotated as transmembrane O-mannosyltransferase targeting cadherins 3. Gene Ontology annotation, biological process: protein O-linked glycosylation via mannose. Gene Ontology annotation, cellular component: endoplasmic reticulum. NCBI's taxonomy places the organism in Eukaryota, Metazoa, Chordata, Mammalia, Rodentia, Sciuridae. Gene Ontology annotation, molecular function: protein binding; mannosyltransferase activity. The record is from RefSeq and is a predicted model, not a curated record.